UUGACAUUAUAAUUAAAAUGAUUGCUUUGUUUGGAUUCAUUUUGAUUUUGGUUUUAUCAAAUUUUGAGUUUGGCUACUGUAUCCAUUUUCCAAUAAAUUCUGCUGCCAUUGGAAAUGCAUCUGCUGGUAUUUCUCGAGAGUAUCAACUGAUAUUCGCCCAUGUUUUGUACCGUCAUGGAGAUCGUAAUAUCGUCGGAACGUUUCCGAAAAAUCAAUACUCGGACUUAAAGUACUGGCCUGGUGGCUACGGAGCCCUUACCAAUGUUGGAAAACGACAACAAUAUGAAUUGGGAAAAUACAUACGCAGGCGCUAUUUGAAAAAACUAAUCAGCGAGUAUUACUUACCGAACGAAGUGUAUAUUCGAAGCACCGAUGUCGAUCGAACACUGAUUUCCGCACAAUGUAAUUUGGCUGGACUGUAUCCUCCGACGGGGCAACAGGUUUGGCAAGCCUCUUUCAAAUGGCAACCGAUACCCGUACAUACAGUUGCACUGGAAUCCGAUUAUCUUUUAUAUCCAGUGCCCACAUCAUGCCCACGAUUCACUCAUUACUUUAAUGAGUAUUUGCAGUCCGUUGAAAUGAAAUCGCUAAUGCGAGAACACAAAGAUUUUAUUGAUUUUUUGCGAAAAAAUUCUGGAAUACAGAAUAUGACUUUGGAAGCUCUAACAAUAUUAUACGACACACUUUUUGUUCAAAAUUUAAAAGGUUUUGCGCUGCGAGACUGGGAGAAAAAGGCAUUUAAUUCAAAUCGAACGUUGGCUUAUUUGGCCGGCGUUUACUAUGAAGCGUUUAGCCAUACGAAGGAAAUGAAAAAACUGGAGGCUGGAUUCUUACUCAAGGAAAUUUUGGAUCGAUUUAAAAACAAGUCUUUAUCGCUACUCCAACGUUCACUUCAUAUAUACUCAGCCCACAAUUUGACCAUCGCAAACGUGUUGAACACCCUCAACUUCUUUAAAGAUUUGCACAUUCCACCGUACGCAUCCAGUAUGUAUUUUGAGCUUUACAAACGUGGUGCAGAGUACUUUGUUCAGUUCUUCUAUAGAAGAACACCAACGGAAACAGCUCCACUGAAAAUUUUAAACUGUGAUGUAAUGUGCCCUUUGAAACGGGUUUAUGAAAUUUACAAAGAUGUUUUACCCAGCGAUACAGAGAGUUAUGCAACCUUAUGCCGAUUACCAAAUUGAAUAUACGAUUUUAUUGUUAAUUAUUUGUAACACUUUUCUUUUUCAAAUAUGUUGCUCAAUCCUUUAAGUGAACUGUAAAGUGAUGUAUGAACAAAAUGACAAUAAUAAACUCCAAAUCUUGCCCAACAUAGUAAUAAUUGUGGCACAAGAAAA
Molecule: messenger RNA, 1337 nt
Organism: Sitodiplosis mosellana (orange wheat blossom midge)
Lineage: Eukaryota; Metazoa; Arthropoda; Insecta; Diptera; Cecidomyiidae
Product: prostatic acid phosphatase-like
Exons: 4
Coding region: 18-1184 (388 amino acids)
Biological process (GO): dephosphorylation
Molecular function (GO): phosphatase activity
Source: RefSeq, a predicted model, not a curated record